Molecule: messenger RNA, 2234 nt
Organism: Leguminivora glycinivorella
Lineage: Eukaryota; Metazoa; Arthropoda; Insecta; Lepidoptera; Tortricidae
Gene: ChLD3
Product: chitin deacetylase 1-like
Biological process (GO): carbohydrate metabolic process
Cellular component (GO): extracellular region
Molecular function (GO): protein binding; chitin binding
Source: RefSeq, a predicted model, not a curated record
UCGCUGCACCCGCACCAUGCGGCUCUUACUCGCGACCCUCGCCCUGUGCGCGGCUUUAGGUAGUUGUUCGAAAUUAAAGGGACUUCCCAUUAAUCGUAAAAAAAAUGUACUAACAAUGCUACGUGGCCAAGAUCUCAAAUUUCCAUUGCUCUCGCCGGAGAAGCAAUUUGAAUAUUUGCUUUACAUUAAAAAAGUUCCUAAAGGUUUCAAGCAAACUACCGGUACGGUCAGUGAAUAUGCGAAGUUAUUUUCGAAUUUACUUACAGGAGUGCAUGGAAAGCACAAAAGCAAGAAACAUGUGCUAAGCAAAAGGAGUACCAGUAAUUUAAAGUGUCAUGAAAAUGGAAGAUUUUACAGAAACCCGGAUCGCCCGGAACAGGCAACGUGGACGAACGACGAGUGCGCCAAAUAUUACCUGUGCCUCCAGAACGAAGUCUUCGAGUUCCGUUGUUCCCCGGGACUGCUUUUUGACGUGAACCGACAGUUGUGUGACCAAGCGCAGAAUGUUCACAAUUGUGACGUCACUACUGAGACACAUAUUCCGAAGCCCCUGCUGGAAAACGGCCCAUGCGCCAACGAGACCCACCUCGCCUGCGCUAACGGAAACUGCGUGCCUGCGGAGUACUUCUGCGAUGGAUCCAACGACUGCGCUGACUCCUCUGAUGAAGGCUGGUGCGACGUGCAGUACGACCCUAAUUCUGCGGCGCCCUGCGACACGGGACUGUGUCAGCUGCCGGACUGCUUUUGCACCAAAACCGGGACUGAGAUCCCUGGUGGUUUAAUUCCAAAUCAGACUCCUCAAAUGAUCCUCCUGACCUUCCACGGCCCAGUGAAUCACGAGAACUGGGACGUGUUCGCAAAGCACCUGUUCACCGAGCGCCGGAACCCAAACGGAUGCAAUAUAAAGGCUACUUUCUUCAUCCCACAUCAAUAUACCAACUACAGACAUGUUCAGAAGCUGUGGAACGAGGGACAUGAGAUCGCUGUCAACUCUAUUACAAAUCGUGGUCCCGAGGAAUGGUGGUCGAAAAACGCCACUGUAGAGGAUUGGUUCGAUGAGAUGGUCGGCCAAGCGAACAUUAUCAACAGAUUCGCUAAAGUACGCAUGGAAGAUUUCAGGGGGCUCCGCGUCCCUCACCUGUCAUUGGGUUGGAACCGCCAGUUCCUUAUGAUGCAAGAAUUCGGAUUCGUGUACGAUGCGACGGCGGUUGCGCCCGUAUCCGACCCGCCCUACUGGCCAUACACGCUCGACUACAAAAUGCCGCAUAAGUGUUCCGGAAACCAGUACUGCCCUACCCGGAGCUACGCCGGCCUAUGGGAGAUGCCCAUAAACCCAUUCCUGAACGAUGCAGGGAAGGAAGGCGAGGAAGUCUGUACGACCCUGGACCAUUGCCAAGUUGACAGAUAAGAGGUGUAUGAUACCCUGGUCAGCAACUUUAAAAGGCAUUAUUUGAAGAACAGAGCGCCUUUCGGCAUCCAUUUGAACUCUACGUGGUUGAAAAAUGCGGAAUAUUUGCAUGCAUUUAAGAAAUUCAUUAGUGAACUAAUGAAACUGCCUGACGUGUACUUCGUGACAAACAAGCAAGCCAUUGAAUGGAUGAAACGGCCAACACCAGUGCUCCAUAUAAACAAGUUUGAACCGUGGCAGUACAAAAACCAAAGUUUGGACGAUGUUGAAUACGCCUGCCAUAAGCCGAGGACUUGCAAACUUCAGUCAAAAGUUUUACAACAUGAUAAGUAUAUGAUAACAUGCCAGGGUUGUCCACAGAGUUAUCCAUGGAUAAGAAAUGAGUUUGGAUUAGAUUAAUAUUCAAAAAUAAUAUACCAUCACUGACACAAAUACACAAUUAAAUCACUGUUGAUAUUACUUUUGGGCAUUCUAAAAGUUUUGAGUCUGUGGUAUGUGACAAUUUUUUUGCUUUUGAUAAACCCAACAGGUUGGCAAAACUUUAGAUGUAAAUUUUGUAAAUAAGAGAUUUUUGUAGAUUAUGUAUAAGCAAUUCUUAUUGUCUCAUCUCUACUAAAGAAGACCGUUUUGUAUAUGUCGUAGUCCCCAAAGUAUACCAAUAGUAAGUUAAGUGUGUUCAGUUAGUAAAUAUGCUAUAACUUAUGACUUAAGUUACCAGUGGAGCAGAAGACUUGAUGAAUGAUUUGGACAUGGUUGUUCCAUAGUAUUAUUUAAUGUAAUAGGUUUUUUAAAUGUUAAGCUUGUGUGCAAUAAUUUAUUGAUUGUA